Messenger RNA from Gastrolobium bilobum, 1341 nucleotides. Its product is annotated as probable E3 ubiquitin-protein ligase RHC1A. The transcript has 2 exons. NCBI's taxonomy places the organism in Eukaryota, Viridiplantae, Streptophyta, Magnoliopsida, Fabales, Fabaceae. Gene Ontology annotation, cellular component: cytoplasm. The coding region runs from base 159 to 1154 and encodes 331 amino acids. Gene Ontology annotation, molecular function: ubiquitin protein ligase activity. The record is from RefSeq and is a predicted model, not a curated record. Gene Ontology annotation, biological process: protein ubiquitination.
AACAACCUCAAAAGCACAACAGGUUUUCUCUCUCUUCCUCUCUCAACCUUUUCUUUCUCUUACUCUCUCUCUCAGGUUCAGAAUCUCACGGUACUCGGUUCUGAAUUCUUGCUAUUUCCUUUGAUUUUGCAGCUUAGAAGUCUAGUUAAAGAGAAAGAAUGUCAAGUGUAGCAACACACUGGUGUUAUUCAUGCAGGCAGCCAAUUGUGCUUGACGUGGGAGAUGUUGUUUGCCCUAUCUGUGAUGAUGGGUUUGUACAAGAACUUAAUGAGUUGCAAGGAAAUGAACCCCAACAUACCACUUCAUCACAGCUGGGAGAGUUUCAUCAAUUUCCUGACAUUUUGGAUGCUAUAAAUGCUUUUAUGGGGCGGAGAGGUUCUGACCCGAGACAAAGGGUUAGGAACCCUGUUGAUAAUUUCAUGAGGCACAGAAUGGCUGGAAGACACCCAGACUUUGAUAUUAGAGGGAGGUCUGGUUCUGCCCCAGUUCCUGAACAGAGUUGGGGUGUUUAUAGUUCUGGUCCUUAUUUAAUAUUUCAUGGUCAAGUUCCUGGAUUCAGCUUGUCUAAUGGCAGCCCAAGAAGUGGUCCCAGACGCGGUGAUUUUAGUGACUUCUUUAUGGGCCCUGGACUGGAAGAACUUAUUGAUCAACUCACCAUGAAUGAUAGGCACGGUCCACCCCCCGCCACUCGUUCUUCAAUUGAUGCGAUGCCUACUAUUCAGAUCACACAGGCACAUCUUCGAUCAGAUUCACACUGUCCAGUUUGUAAAGAAAGAUUUGAACUGGGCUCUGAAGCCAGAGAGAUGCCAUGCAACCAUUUUUACCAUUCUGACUGCAUUGUUCCUUGGUUGGUUCAGCAUAACUCAUGUCCUGUUUGCCGUGUUGAGCUGCCACCUCAAGGACAGGUUAGUGCUUGCAGUAGUCGAACUUUGGCUGCAAGAAAUGCCAACAGCAGUGGUGGCAAUGAUAGCUCCAGCAGCAGGGAUAAUAGCAAUCAAAACCACGGAAGGAGAAAUCCACUAUCAUUUUUGUGGCCAUUCCGUUCUUCUAGUUCAAACAGUAAUCAUUAUGCUGAGACUGGGGGAAGCAGCUCUUCAACCUCUUCUGACCAGAAUAAUGGAACAAGAUAUAGUGGAUGGCCCUUUAAUCACUAAAAGCUUCAUUUCUUCUCCUGGAUAAGAAUAAUUAGCUAUCUAAUAAUGCUUGUAAUUUACAAUGAGAAGGAAAGAGUUUCUUAAGAUUGUAUUUUGAACUUAAUCUCAUGGGAGGAAGAUGGAGGAUAGAAGUUUGUUAAAAUCUUUGUAAAUGCAAUUGCUUGGUAAGUUGAAUCUCUUUUAAAUU